Lycium barbarum (goji berry) is the source of this 762-nucleotide messenger RNA. RefSeq lists its product as uncharacterized. The transcript has a single exon. Bases 1 to 762 code for a protein of 253 amino acids. Lineage: Eukaryota; Viridiplantae; Streptophyta; Magnoliopsida; Solanales; Solanaceae. The record is from RefSeq and is a predicted model, not a curated record.
AUGGGGCAAGUGGUAAGUUCUCAUUCCAGUUCCAUUAAACAAAUUGAGUCACAACUAAGCCAAAUCUCGGCUCAACUCAAUCAAAGGAAAAAGGGCACACUCCCUAGUGACAUGAUUGCAAAUCUAGCAAAUGAUGAACACAAAUACCAUGCAAUCACCACUAGGAGUGGGAAAACAAGUGUUCAAGAAGAGUUGGUGACAAAAAAGGGGUUGGUUGAUGAAGCGAAAAUUGUUGAAGAGCCAAGGGUCAAUGAAGAAGAAAUUGAGAUGAAAAAUAAGUGGGCUACUAUUGAGGAGUCCAUUGUUAUUGAACAUGUCCCCGAAAGUGAUGAAGUGCCGGAAGGCGAGAAAGUGAUAGAUGAGGUUUCUAAAGCUUUGAAGACUAUUCCUAAACCUCCUCCUCCAUUUCCUCAAAGAUUGGCUAAGAAAGCGGAUGAUGGCAAAUUUCUCAAGUUCAUAGAGAAAUUGAAACAACUUUCAAUUAAUAUCCCAUUUGUAGAGGUCCUUGAACAAAUGCCUGGGUAUGCGAAAUUCAUGAAAGAUCAUGUAACCAAGAGGAGGCAUUCUAGUUUUGAAAUAAUAGGGGUUACACAUCACUGUAGCUCUAUUGUGACAAAAGUUUUGGUUCAAAAGAAAGAAGACCCAGGAGCUUUCACCAUUCCUUGUACAAUUGCAAAGGCCUUAUGUGAUCUUGGAGCAAGCAUCAACUUGAUGCCACUUGCUAUCUUUAACAAGUUGGGUUUAGGCACUCCCAACCCAUAA